AAGCCUUCUCGUUUAUUUACAAAAACUAGUUAAUUCAUGGCUACCUGCAUACACAUAAAAAGCAUAACAUGAAUAAAUCAUAUCGCUGUAGGUUUUACGUAUAUAUUUGUAUACUGACUGUAUCGGCAAACUAGCUGAGGUAUGGCAGUGCAGAAAUCUUUCGCCGUGGCGGCAAUAUUGUUUGUCUGUCUUCAGCCUGCGACAACCAAACUUCCAGUCUUUGGGAGGGUUGAUGAAGGCUGGGUAAAGGAAGCGCUUGAUGUAGUGUUGGCGGAGGCGUCAGCGUCUCACUGUUCCUUAAUUUUCAUCAUGGACAAGACAUCGUCCUAUUUUUAUGAGGCUUUGAUGAUCCGUGUGCCCGCAACGAAGACUGGUGGGGAUGUUGUCCUCGAUGUGGGAGACGAUGGAAGCGUUGGUGUCAAUCUCACCAUGACUCAAGUAGUGGCUCAGGCUCGUAAGAUGCGGCUGAUGUCCUGGUGUACAUCGGUGGUUGUGUUCAGCGACAACCCGACCUUCCUGUCCGUUUUCGCGGAGAUGGCUGAUAAUGGUCGGCUGAUGGUGUGGGAAACAAAACUCUUAGUUAUCACCAGGCUUCCUUUGUCGAACCUUCAGAACCUGUUGCAGAAUUACUGGACCUUCUCCAUGAUGAACACAAUGUUCCUUAAACUCAACACAUCAUCGGGAAAAAAACACUGCCAGAUAUAUGGGCACAUGCCAUAUGGACCCACUGGAUCCCAUGUAGCGCAACUGGGAAGUUUGAAGUCUGGCCACGUUUUAGCGUAUCUCAGUAACAGAACGCUGUUCCCUGAGAAGUACAAUAAUUUUCACGGUAUGAAGAUUAACCUCACAUGGAUUCCCUUAACACCGUAUUGGAUGAUGAUGAAACAGCCAGGACCAAACGGCACAGAAGUAACUACGUUCAGUGGAAGGGAAUAUUGGAUCAUGGAAAACAUAGCACCCAUCCUCAACUUUUCUCUGAACCCUCUCCCAUACACAGGAUGGGAUCCCGUAAGCCAAGAUAUUCUGAUAUAUAAUUGUAAUGAAACGCUUGAGGACUCGUGA
Molecule: messenger RNA, 1062 nt
Organism: Scylla paramamosain (green mud crab)
Lineage: Eukaryota; Metazoa; Arthropoda; Malacostraca; Decapoda; Portunidae
Exons: 7
Coding region: 142-1062 (306 amino acids)
Source: RefSeq, a predicted model, not a curated record